GUGUAUAGUGCAUGUUUGUCUGCCUGUUACAUUCCGUUCUCUGUCUCCUGUUCUGUUAUUUAAACAAGUAGACCAGUCAUUUUCACCUCAGUCAAGGAGCUAUCGAUCAUUUGGUGAGAGGCAACAGAUGCUGUGCACGUGAUUUUCUCAGGUGGGUGGCGUGUGUCCUGUGACCCCCACUGGCGGAUGAUGCAGGAGUAGUUACUGGCUGAUGAUGGGGCUCCUGCAGUGUGGAGAAAGUCUUGAUGUUGUCAGCGACAAGCCCCAGUGUGGUGUGGGCCGGCGUGUGGUGGGUACAGUGUAGCCAGGCGAGGCCAGGCACGUCACGUGACGCCGUGGGUGUGCGGAAAGCGCGCGAGGAGCCCGAGCACUGAGACAGAGAGACAAGCACCGGGUGUGUUUGUUGUCAGGCUGUUCAACGUCGUCUGCUUGGACAGCAGGAGACUAUAGGCCGUGAUGUAGGUUGUAGCACCGUGUAACAUUUAGGACACACCGUCAAGUAUGGAGCCAAACUGGGUGGUAGGAGCGUUUGCCACACUCAGGAAGGACCACAGACCUAUCUUUCAAGUCGGGGGCGACGACAUUGAGAUUGAGGUACACGACUGCUACAAAGACGACGGAUGUUUUCAAGUUCUACUUAUGCAUAUCUCCAGAUUUUUAAAGAGGAUUUUCGAUUGGUCAGGUUCGUCGACGGCAUCGUUGAAGAAGCCUCGGAGCCGUGGACUGUUAAGUUCAUUCUUCUGUUGUUUUGGCAACAAUAACAACAAUAACAAUAAUAAUGCACCACCUAGCUGUCAGGUACCUCCUGUGGAGGAGAAUGGAAACCCAAGGUUGUCCGAGAGAUACUUGCUGCCGGCAUCUAGAAAUCAGGAUGCAGAUCGCAAGUGUGUUGUCAUCGACCUGGAUGAAACUCUUGUACAUAGCUCUUUCAAGCCCAUAAGCAAUGCAGAUUUCAUUGUCCCAGUGGAGAUAGAUGGAACAGUUCAUCAAGUGUAUGUGCUUAAGCGUCCACAUGUGGAUGAGUUUUUACAGAGGAUGGGUGAGAUGUUUGAGUGUGUGCUCUUCACUGCAAGCCUUGCAAAGUAUGCAGACCCAGUAGCAGAUCUUCUUGACAGGUGGGGAGUCUUCAGAGCACGAUUGUUCAGGGAGUCUUGUGUCUUUCACAGAGGAAACUAUGUCAAGGACCUUGGUCGAUUAGGGAGAGACUUGAGCAAGGUAGUCAUUGUGGACAAUUCUCCAGCUUCGUACAUCUUCCACCCAGAAAAUGCUGUUCCUGUGGCCUCUUGGUUUGACGACAUGACAGACACAGAAUUGCUAGACCUUAUACCCUUCUUUGAGAACCUGGCCCGCGUCGACAAUGUCUACACCAUACUCAAGAAUAACCCAGAGUCUCCAUCCACUAUGCCGCCUUCUUAGCACCCUCCAGGCCAUAUUUCUCCCACUGAGCUUCUUCCACGCUGAAGAACAGGAUGAGGAUUAUGCAAAGUGAGAACAAGAGGGGCAGACUAAGAAUGUGUGCAUCAACAGGUGUAGCAACAAAUAUUUCAUAAAAGUAAACGAGAGAAGGAUGCCAUUUUCUCAAAGGAAAAUCGUUAGUUGUAUGCCUUUGCUGCAGCCCAGUGACGAGGUCGCAGCAGGAUUUUUUCACAGCAACUUGCAGCACACCAUGCAUUUUGUUCUUCGGACCUCAGCAGUCAUAUUUUGUGUGCUCUUCCUUACUGCUGUCUCCAUGCAGGCCUUUUUCUCACAGUUUUACACACAUGCUUGUGAAAUUUCACUUUUUUUUUAAUUCUAAAUUUUAUAUUUUCCCCAUAAGAUUUUAAAUUUGAAAGAAAAGCUUUUAUGUCUUCAUGAUCCAUGUCAUUUGAAUUGCCCAAUGUGCUAAUGGGUGACAAUAAUUGUUUAUUUCAGUUGAUGGAGUGGCAUUGGUAAUAAAACACAUCCUAAUAGUUUGUCACCUGUGGAUUAUGAAAUGCAGUAUCUUGAUAGUCUGUCACCUGCAGGUCAUAUGGACUCUGAACUCCCCACCUCCCAUGCCUUUCAUGCCUGACGCCUCAAGGGUUGUGACUGACUUCAGGUGUAUAGUGGGUGGGGUGUGUGUGCUAGGAACCUGACGCUGCUUCUAGUUUUGAGUGUGCAGCUAAAUUUUUGCUCUUUUUGCCCACUUACCAAAGCCUGCAUCCACAUCCAUACUCUUCAGUAGCUUGCCUUAAGGUGGCAUCUGGUGUAGAUCCUCUGGGCAGUAGCAUAAAUGGCAUACAAAAGACACAGCAGCACUAUACACAAUGGCAUUAAAGAAGAUAAAACUUUCCCCCACAUACCACGUCGCCCCUUGCUACCUCCCAAUAACCAGAUCAUUUCUAAAUAAUCCCAUGGCAGGAGAUGAUUGCAGUUGAAUGCAGAAGGACAGCUGGUAGUCCAGCAAAAUUUGUAUAUCUGAUCUAACAUAGAAUGUGCCUGCCGCAACUUUUUUUUGCAGGAACAGCGUGGAUUCAAGGUCAGAUUGGAGAAAGGGAGAGUACUUGUGUGAGACCAUACCCUAGUCUCUUCACUUUCUGUUGGAAUUGUUGAAAGCAUAGUUUUCAUAGCAACUUCCAGACAAUAACCCUUUCUCUCUUGCAUUCAGCUUCUUGGCAGAUUCUUGGAAUGCGUGCUGCUGAUAGUGAAAAAGGACUGAAGGUUUCCUCAUGGAGUGAAUUGUCUGCCCCUUCACUGAUGGGCAUGUGCCUGUGGUGGCGGCAAGCCUUACCUGCUGCAGUGUCACUGCAGGCUGUGUCCACUCUGUAACUGUCAACAAUGAACAUUGAAAGAAAUACACGUGUAUGCUUGUGUGCGAAAAUGUAGGCAUGUGCAUGACUGUGUGAGCAAGCCCACAUGGACGUACUUGGACUGGUUGACCUGCUGUACUGGUGUUGGUCGUCAUCCUUGCAUCAGGUGUGAUCGAUCACAAGGCAGCUACUGUGACUCGUGACCACCCAGUUAUUCCCCCCCCCCCUCCUUGUUCUAUCAUGCAUCACUGGAGCUGCACAGCAGCACAGCUGCUUAACUCGUGGACGUUUCAAAAGAAGACACUGGAGAACAAGGGGAGACAGACCUACUUAGACAUUUACUGUGUGCCUUCAUUCACAUAAUCUUGGAAAGUAUUCACGUUUCACUGAAGGGUCUUCAAUGUAUUUUUUGUGUACAAGACACCAGGGACGAGUGUGAAAUGGGUGCCUGUUUACACGGGUGUGUUUGUCAAAGUGAUUUGUAUGUCUUUGGUAUUAUGAUUAUUAUUAUUAUUAAGACAAUGAAAAUGUGUUCUGGUCUGGUGAGAAUAUUGUAGAAAAUCAAUGGAUUUUAUGCUGCUUCCAUGGUCUUUUUUCAUUUUUGGCUCCAGGCUUAGAGACUAAGGAGUUUCUAGUAUUGAUAUUUUUCUCUGUGUGUUUUAAAAUCUCACAUAAAGUUGUCCGUUCUUUUACUAAAUUUGUUGCUGAAUAGCAGAAUAUUUUUUUAUACUUCUGCCUUUAGUUUUUAUAUAAAUAGCAAGGACUAAAGCCAGUCAGUAGUGACGUUUAUAUGACCUUUUCCUUAUUCAGACUGCACUGAAAGUAUAAGUGGAAACAAGCACCCUCAGUUCAUGGUCAGUAAAGCUGAAAGAACUUUGUACAGAGAUACGUUGAAAAGGAUGUGUGUUUUUAAGUCAGGGACUUGGUAAAUGAAUUCAACAAAAUUGUUGUUUGACAGUAACCAUCAGUCCAUACUUGAAUAGAUUGACAGCAGGAAAGAGCGCAGGUACUGCACAUUGUAGAGAUAGAGCUGUGAUUACUAAAAUCUUUUAGAUGUUAUUUUUAUGUAGUUAAGAGGGACACAAGAGGAGUUUUUAUGAACUUAAGUAAAUGACAUAUUUUUUGUGUAUUUUGUAUGCCAUUUGUAAGUGGUGAUUUCUUGCAGCACUACUUUGUUUUUUGGUGGGGGAGUGGAGAUUUUUGUUUGUUUGUUUUUUGUUUUUUUUUUUGCAGUUUGACUUAUUUUCAUCAGAACAUUCAUUAUGCCCACUACCUAUGUAGCAAAGGGACAAAAUGGGCUUGAAGAUUUAUUUUUCAAAGUGUUUUUUUUUUUUUUUCCUGAGAUGGGGGAAGGAGUGGGAAAACAUCACCAAAUGCAGUUGUCUGUCCCACUUUUAGCCAUAUUAAACUGUUACAGCAGGCAUUCUGUAGAAAACUGUCAGUGUCUGAUGGGACAAAUGAAUUUACUGUUUAUAGGUUUAGGGGUGGGAAUGUUGACACUUAGUGAAAAUGAUAGUGAAGAUGAUAAUGCUGUUUUUGUUGUGUACAGUUAGAUAAAUACAGCAGUGCCAGUUGUUUGUGAAUUCCUAAGUUAUGUGUUGCAGGUCAAGUUUUUAAAAUACUAUUUUUAUAUAAUAUGUAUGUCUUGUUUUGGCAAGGGGUGGUAUGAGUUGUAGAGAUGUUCACAUAACUGUUUCCUUAUCUUUAAAUGAUAUAAUUGAUUAAUUGUGGGUUCUUUUCCCUCUCCAAUUGUCAUUUGGGUGUUUACUGGAAUCUGGAUAUAUUCUCCAUCGGGCAUAUUUUUUGUUCCAGAUUGGUUAACUGUGUCAUUACUGUUCUGUGAUUGGUCUUAAAGUCACUAAAGCUCACUGUUGUAUUAUUUCUUCUUGUCUUAGCUGCAGUUCUUUGUGGGAUCUUGACUUCCCAAUAACAAUAUUCAAUUUGUAUUGUUUUUAAUUGUUGUGCAUAAAUGCUAAAUGUUUACAUAACAAUGUAUACAAAUGAGAAACCUAAAUUGUAUUCUAAUAAUGUAAGAACUAGAGAUUAUUUUACUAUUUUGUGAAUAAUUUCACUCUUUUAAAAAAAACAGUUAUGGGAAAGGAUAAUUAUGAAAGAGCAUAUUGUUACUCUUAAAGUUCUUAUAUGUUGCUCCUCUUCUCAAAUUGCUAAUGAACUUUUUUUUAUUUAAUGCACACAUCAUCUACAGCAAGUAAAACAUCUUAACAAUAUAGCUUA
This is a messenger RNA of Pomacea canaliculata, 5003 nucleotides long. Its product is annotated as CTD small phosphatase-like protein. The transcript has 8 exons. Gene Ontology annotation, molecular function: RNA polymerase II CTD heptapeptide repeat phosphatase activity. Lineage: Eukaryota; Metazoa; Mollusca; Gastropoda; Architaenioglossa; Ampullariidae. The record is from RefSeq and is a predicted model, not a curated record. The coding region runs from base 502 to 1416 and encodes 304 amino acids.